UAGGCAAAUUCAUAAUUAUACUGCAACCCUAGGCCAAGCACAUUUUCUUGGAUCUCUCUGUAAAAGAUUUGUCAAAAUUAAGUGUGAAAUGUACGAAUUGAAAACUUUGUUGCCACAAUUUGACAUAAAACUACCUACCUGUAUGUACGAAUUAAGGAAUAUUAGUCUCUCCAGCUGGUGCAGAUGGCGCAGUAAGUGGCCUAUUAAAUUUCCAAAGAGGCGUCAUAUUCAGUGCAGUGGCGCGAAGGAGAGUGAGAACUUAUCGAAAAAGCCAAAGACUUGUGCACUUGAUUUGGACAUUUUAGGCCGACAAAUACAACAACUGUUAAAGCAAGAUGAUACUUCAGUAGUGCUGCAGCGUCAGGAAAAAGUGCUAAAGCAGCUGGAGGAGCUGAAAGCACAACUGGGCAAGAUUCGCAGCAGUCUGGGUGUCAAUGUAUGUGGCAAGACCAUACAACAUACGACGUCAUAUCAGAAUGGUGGACUAAAAGAGGUGCCGCUGCAUGAUGUUGUCGUUAAUGGUCAUCCGAAUUUUAUACCCUAUGCGCUAUUGGCAAUGAAGAACGCUUGGCGGAAUUUGUAUACAAUUGAUGUGAAGACCUUCACACACUCUACCAUGGCAGACAUAGGGCCAAAAGCGCGUGAAUUCGAAGAAAACUUGGCAAAGGUUCCAGUGAAUCCAGCGCUGCCAAAGAUCAAUGUAACACUCAUCUGGAAAAACUGCGAACACACUGAGAUGAUUAGCUCACCUACCAUGUAUGUGCCCAUUUAUGGUGAAGUGAAUAUCAUACGCUAUUUAGGACGUGUGGGACCCGCUGAGUAUAGAUAUGAGAACUCUCCGCUCUGCAACGAAAUCGAUGCUGUAUUAGACAUCUGCUAUCAACUGCUGCGUUGCAGCACGCACAAGGCGCAGGUUGCCAUGGUGCGGCUGCUGGACAAGCGCCUGGCACAACAGCAAUAUUUUGGUGGCGAUCAAAUGUCUGUGGCGGACAUUGGCGUCCACAGUUCGCUCAUACGCAUGCCUGCCAUUACCGACAAGGAUCUAACACCUGCGAUGCUCGCAUGGCGUAAGCGCGCCAAGCUUGUUACUCAAAUCUAAGCUGUAUAGAAUAAAAUAUUUGCAAACAGCAAAGUGAAUGUGAAA
Drosophila busckii is the source of this 1144-nucleotide messenger RNA. It is a transcript of the gene AIMP2, whose product is annotated as probable aminoacyl tRNA synthase complex-interacting multifunctional protein 2. The record is from RefSeq and is a predicted model, not a curated record. Bases 89 to 1099 code for a protein of 336 amino acids. The transcript has 5 exons. Lineage: Eukaryota; Metazoa; Arthropoda; Insecta; Diptera; Drosophilidae. Gene Ontology annotation, cellular component: aminoacyl-tRNA synthetase multienzyme complex.